Messenger RNA from Frankliniella occidentalis (western flower thrips), 1852 nucleotides. It is a transcript of the gene Cpsf5, whose product is annotated as cleavage and polyadenylation specificity factor subunit 5. The record is from RefSeq and is a predicted model, not a curated record. Lineage: Eukaryota; Metazoa; Arthropoda; Insecta; Thysanoptera; Thripidae. The transcript has 6 exons. Gene Ontology annotation, molecular function: mRNA binding. Gene Ontology annotation, cellular component: mRNA cleavage factor complex. Bases 120 to 803 code for a protein of 227 amino acids.
AGAGAGCAGCGAGCCGAGCCGAACCAACCGGACCGGAGCGCCGGAGCAAAGAAAGAGAGGGACAGAGGGACGCUUGUGUUUUGGGUCUUGGCAAAGGUUUUUCAGAGUUUUAUUUAAAAAUGGCCAGUACUCAAAUUAAGGGCAGUGGCUGGCCACGCAGAGCAAGUCAAACUUCGCCUUUCGAUCAAAAGUUUGUGAACUCUACAAACAGUGCGAUAAACAGGACAAUCAAUUUAUAUCCACUCACUAACUACACAUUUGGCACAAAGGAGCCUCUGUUUGAGAAAGAUCCUUCAGUUCCUGCGAGAUUCCAAAGGAUGAGAGAGGAGUUUGAUAAAAUUGGAAUGAGACGAAGUGUUGAAGGAGUUUUACUCGUUCAUGAACAUGGUCUCCCCCAUGUACUCCUCCUUCAGUUGGGAACAACAUUCUUUAAGCUACCCGGUGGAGAGCUAAAUGCAGGUGAAGAUGAAGUCGAUGGACUUAAACGACUUUUAACUGAGACACUUGGUCGGCAGGACGGUGUAAAGCAAGAGUGGGUGAUCGAGGACACAAUAGGCAACUGGUGGCGCCCCAACUUUGAGCCUCCUCAGUAUCCGUACGUGCCUCCACACAUCACGAAGCCCAAAGAGCACAAGCGACUUUUCCUUGUCCAGUUGGCUGAAAAGGCUCUUUUUGCAGUUCCUAAAAACUACAAGCUAGUUGCUGCUCCCUUAUUUGAACUGUAUGACAAUGCUCAAGGGUAUGGCCCUAUUAUUUCUUCAUUACCUCAAGCCCUCUGCAGGUUCAACUUUGUAUAUUUGUGAGGGUUAAUUCAUGCUUCGCCUGCAAAAAGGCGGAGUUGUGAUUCUUUGAAGCUGGAAGUGACGAGAAAUAAUAUUUUAGCAGCUGAUCAUCCAAUUGUGGACUCUUUAGAUGAGACUUCUGUCUCAUUGGCAAGUGAAGAGAGUGAUAGUCAGGAUGAGAAAGAGUUACCGGUUUAAAUUUAAAACUUGUGUGAAUUUGGUGUCACCUUUCUGUAUGUUUGGAUGUAAAUCUUUUUUAUAUUUUUAGAUUAAAGAGUAGAGUUCUUUUAGUGUAUUAGAUCUGGAAAAAAGGUAUGACUGCUAAAAGAAGUGUAUUAUUUUUUCCCUCUUUAAACAUAUUAUUUAGCUUUGAAUUUUGAGCACUUACCUACCUUAUUCUCACAGGGAACUUUUGUUUGGCAUAAGUGACCUGAAUGCUCAUUAAGUUUGUCAGCUAUCAGACUUGAAGUGAAAAAUGUAUGGGAAUACACAUGUUUUCCUAAAUGAUCUCCCUCUGUGGUCAGUUUCUUUUAAUUCUAUUGUAGGGUGUUCUACAAUAAUUUUUUUCUGUUACUGUGAUUCCUUAUCACUUUGUAAUGCUAUGUUAAAGGAUUGUGUCAUAUACAUAUUAUGUUUUCUAUUUCUGACUGCUUGAGUUGUCUCUGAAUGAAUUGUCUGGUAUAGUCUCUCCUGUGUCAGGAAGAUGAUGUUAAUUAAUGACCCAUUAUAGCGUUUCAAUGAAGUUUAGGCCACCUGCUGCCAUGUAACAAUCAGAUUUUAUCACCACUUUGCUUCAGUUAAAGUCUUUUUGUCUUGUAAUGUUUAAAGUGUAAUUAAUUUUUGACCAAUCAUUCAGCAUGACUGUAAAAUGAAAAGCUGAUGAUGAGCGAUAUUGAAAGGAAUGAAAUAAGCUUUGAUACCUGUCACAUAAAAGCAAUAGAUUAAGUCGACGAUGUUCCAGUUGGGUGUCUUCUGACUCGGUCCGAAAUUCCUGUCAGGCCAGUAACAAACAUUACAUUUUUAUGACAAAAUGGCAUUUUCAUUUCUUUGCAAUAAACCAUAGUAAUAAA